This is a messenger RNA of Epinephelus moara (kelp grouper), 3027 nucleotides long. RefSeq names its product zinc finger protein 384 b (gene znf384b). Gene Ontology annotation, biological process: regulation of transcription by RNA polymerase II. The record is from RefSeq and is a predicted model, not a curated record. The coding region runs from base 448 to 2109 and encodes 553 amino acids. NCBI's taxonomy places the organism in Eukaryota, Metazoa, Chordata, Actinopteri, Perciformes, Serranidae. Gene Ontology annotation, molecular function: RNA polymerase II cis-regulatory region sequence-specific DNA binding; DNA-binding transcription factor activity, RNA polymerase II-specific. The transcript is spliced from 12 exons.
GCAGUCGGUUGUAUUUUUUAGUAGAUUUACAUGACUCUGCUGCCGCCUCUCCACCCGUCCAUAGCCGGAAGUCUGUGAGGAUGGUCUAUUGGUUUUUUUCUUUCGCUUCAGUUUUUUUUAUAUCCUUUGGUUUUUUUCGCUUUGCUUGUUAUUUUUCUCCCAGGCAGGAGGGCACCACUGACACACACUGCUGUCUGCUAGCUAACUGUAUGUUAAUCAGCACGUCGGGCCUGAUUAACUACAACAUGCAAGGAGUCGAAAUGGAGCCCUUCUAGGGAGCUACGGCUUAUUAUAAACAAUGCAUAUGAUUUGUGGCGUUUCAUGAAAGAUCCUGUAAGACACAAAGGCUGCAUGACCAACCAGGCAAAGUGAGCGACUGCCCCACGAGCCCCACACCCCCAGGGGCCCUCAAAACCCAGCAUCACUGUGUGGCAUUUAGUUUGUGCAAUGAUGGAGGACUCUCAUUUUAAUUCAUCGUAUUUCUGGUCCCCCAUCCCCACAGUACCCGGACAGAUUGAAAAUGCCAUGUUCCUGAACAAGGUGAAAGAGCAACAGGAAAAGAAUGCUUCCUUCUCCUCUUCCCCUGCAUCCCACUACCAAACAGCUCUUCUCACAAUCCCCACUCCCGGGACGAAGACAGAUGGAGGUGGGCAGGCUGGUAGUGCGGCACACCUCCACCCUUCUCACAGCUCCCAGAACAUGCUCUCUGUCCCCUCCACGGGCAUCAUGACAGCAGCGGGUCUGGUCAUCACAACUCCUCAGGGAACACUAGUCUCUCCCACCUCCUCUCAGUCAUUUGUCUCUGGGCACCCAGCCACGACCAUGAUUGUUUCAGCACUCCAUUCUGCAGACAAAAAAGAAGGGGAUGGGUCGUCCCAUGUGGUCGUGAUGCCAGCACCCUCCAAACGAGGCAGAAAAAAGAAGGCAACAGUGUCCAGGGGCGGACCAGGAAAUGAAACACUAAUACUGGCGCAUCUGACAGCCGGUGGCCAGGUGACAUCUUUACAGCAUCAUACCGAUGACCCGUAUGACCUGUCAAAUGAAGAGGAGCACCACGGCCCAAAAGACAGCACUAAGACAUACAGGUGCCGGAUGUGUGCGGCGACCUUCCUCAGUAAGUCUGACAUGCAGAUCCACUCCAAGUCGCACACAGAGGCCAAACCUCACAAGUGUCCUCACUGCGCCAAGUCAUUCGCCAACUCCAGCUACCUGGCCCAGCACAUCCGCAUCCACAGCGGGGCCAAGCCUUACACCUGCUCCUACUGCCAGAAAUCUUUCAGGCAGCUCAGUCAUUUACAGCAGCACACACGGAACCACACAGAGUCAAAGCCUCACAAGUGUCCCCAUUGUACCAAGUCAUUUGCCAACUCUAGCUACCUGGCCCAACAUGUCCGCAUCCACACCGGAGUGAAACCCUACACCUGCUCCUAUUGCCAAAAGUGCUUCAGACAGCUCAGUCAUCUUCAGCAGCACAACAGGAUUCACACAGGAGAUCGGCCAUACAAGUGUAUCCACCCAGGCUGUGAGAAAUCCUUCACGCAACUCUCAAAUUUACAGUCCCAUCGACGUCAACACAACAAGGACAAGCCCUACAAGUGCGCCAACUGCAAUAAAGGAUACAUAGAUCCAGCAAGCCUGGAGGUGCACAUGGCCACACACACAGUCAAGCACGCAAGGAUCUACUCGUGUGGUCUCUGCAACCGCACGUAUACCUCAGAGACGUAUCUGGUGAAACACAUGGAGAAACAUAACCCAGACCAGCUGACUGCACCAGCAGCACAGGCGGCGCAACAGAACCAGAACCAAAGCCAGGGCCAGGGCCAGGGCCAGGCUGGAGCUCAGAGCCGUGUAGACGGCACAGAUGGAGGAUCGAGCAGACCUGGGGGAGCUGGGAGCGGAGGAACGGGUGGAGGCCAGCAGGGACAAAGCCAGAGCAGCUACCCCCAGACACAAACUGUCUCCUGUCCAUUCGACCUGCACCAGUUUAAGACAGUGUCUGCCAGUGACAUCCAGUACAAGCCUGUCAGCGUAGCUGACCUUACUUCCAACAAGGACCUCUGUCUCACUGUGUCAGCAUCCACCAUUCAAGUGGAACACCUCAACUCAUAGAGGUGAUGAAAGAUAGGAGUUUGUGGGGUGGGGAAGUUCAAAUUACUCAAAGGAUAAAAGCAAUACUAAGGUGAUACAAGAACUUUGGAACACAUGACUGUGCCUGAACGAUGAUUUGAGGCUAUCAGGACAAACGACAUGAUGACACAGAUUACUGAAGACUAUAAUUUUGAUUUUUUUAGUUUGUCUCUUUUUCUUUUCUGCCUUGUUUGAUUUGUUUUGUUUUCCUUUUGCUGAGCUUUCCUGUCUGAGUAGAAAGUGCAUGUAAAGGCUGCAAUAAAGUAUGUCUGUCCAUCACAGUGAUGGUUUUAUGAUAGGAAGAGAGUCAAAGUGCUUCUCUUCACUGUUGUUUUAUCACCUCCUGCUCUUCCAUACAAAUACAGCUUUGGCCAUAGUAAUUUAUGGUCUCUCUGUCGAUGGAAUUGGUAGUUGACUGUAAAGGUAAAUUUUUAUACUUUCAUACAGAGACUUUCAGUUUUUACAUCAGUGUUAUUUACCUCUACUAUGUUGUAAAAUACAUGCCCACAAUUAAUUCUUCUUAACCUUAAAAGGGACUUAAAGCUCAUUUCUUUUUCAGGAAAGAGAAAAUAUCAAUUAAGUAUAUAUAGAUAUAUAUAUACCCUACCACUUUAUAAAGAAUGCUUGUGUGCUUAAAGGAUAUGGUAAUCCAUAUAACCUAUUUAGACCCAUUCACAGGCGUUCACAUGACCUUCGGGGAGGUGAAUGAGCUGGUUCACGUUUCAUGUAAUCCUAUUGUACUGCUUUGUGUGUGUGUCCUAAAUGUAAUGUUAUCCAAACGUGUUCUUGCUAUUAUACUUCCACGAUUACAAUGUUUAUAAUACUUCUUUACAGACAUGCUGACACAUCUGAAAUUUGUCAUUUUUUUGGCUUAUAAUACAAUAAACCCUCUGAAAUGUU